Molecule: messenger RNA, 3273 nt
Organism: Lachancea nothofagi CBS 11611
Lineage: Eukaryota; Fungi; Ascomycota; Saccharomycetes; Saccharomycetales; Saccharomycetaceae
Source: the annotation of a GenBank genome assembly
AUGUCAGAAGUUCGUCGCUCGACCAGAAUACGUGACAAGUCGUCCAAAGAUGAUGAGGAACGUGAACAAACGGAUUCGAUGGGCUUAAUUCAUGCGGAUGAAGACAUUGAUAUCGGCACCGGAUCAGAAGAUGAGACGGACAACAAUCACGCACAUCGCUCAGUAGAUGAUGAGGACUAUCAAGAACCCAAAGCCAAGAAGAGAAAGCGAGAACAAAGCGACAAGCCACAGGGGCGAGAAACUCAGCAUCGUUCCAAGAGGACCCGAACACCAUACUCCAAUUUAAGCAAGUACUCGAAGAAAAACAGCGAUGCUUUUUUACAAAUGCAGCAGGGAUUCGAGCCGACAGAACUGUUUCAAAUUAUGGCACACUCUGAAGACUACUCGAUCGAAGAAUUAUCUAAUAGCUGGCUCGAAUCAUAUUCUGCAAAUAGGACUCAAGCGCUUCAAGAAUUUAUCAAUUUCCUUUUGAACUGCUGUGGUUCUUUGAUUCAGGUUCAAGAACAUGAUGUAGCCUCUAAUGAGACCGCCAACGAAACAGUGGGCGAGAUUCAACUUUUAUUUCAAAAUCAGGAACUUCAUGAAUCAUACUUACUCUUAAGCAAGACAAACAAGAGACGAGCCAGAUACAAGCCACUAUAUCACAACUUUACCGAAUUCAUGCACAAGCUGAUCGAGGUAGCAAACGAACGUGGUCUGCUAUAUGAAGAGUCUGUGGGUUCAGAUAGCGCAGGCAAUGAAAAUAGUUCUUUGAUUUUGGAUCUUUUGACAUGGCUUUCCUCAUUGUCGGUGAGCAAAAUCAGAUGCCUCAGGCAUGUCGCCACCUUAUGUAUGUAUUCUUUCCAAGAUUAUUUGACGGAGCUCAGUGUGGAUCUCGAAAACAAUUAUCUAGUCAAAUUAAGACGACAGUUGAGCAUGGAAGAGAAGAAGAAGCGAGCCAAUCCCAAGACCGCUGAAAAAUUAGAAUCUACCAUUGUAGAAAUCCAAGAAUCCAAGUCAGUCGUGGAAAACAGCAUCGACAAUAUUAUAAAGCUGGCUUUUGUACAUCGCUUUAAAGACGUAGAUGAAGCUAUAAGAGCAGAUUCGAUGGUGCACCUUGCUAUAUGGCUUGAAAAUUAUCCCGAAUACUUCAUGAAAGUUACGUUUCUCAAAUAUUUUGGUUGGCUUCUAUCAGACCUGUCAUCAACGGUGCGAUUACAGGUACUCAAAGUUCUUUUGGAAGUUCUCAAGUUUGAUAGCAAGCGAAGUAAGCACAAAGUUGGAAAUUCUGCAAUUCGCCAAUUUUUCGAAAGGUUCAAGCAACGAAUUCUCGAGAUGUGUCUAAAAGAUAUCGAUAUGCAAGUGAGAAUUACCGCCAUCCAGGUUUUAACCCAAGUCAAUUCAUUCGGCUACUUGGAAGACAAUGAAAUUUCUAAAGUAUCGAGCCUAAUUUUCAAUUACCAAAGGAUUAACACUACCUCAGCAGCGAGAAAUGCUAAAUUACUGAGUUCCGUUGCCAAAUUUUUCGCCAGUGUUCAAAAGGAUAAAAUGGAUCUUGUUCUCGAGUCGUAUACAUUCCCAACCAAAUCAAAAGUAUUGAAGUCCCACGACAUUGUGGAAGUAGGAUUUUUUAUGAAAACGUUGAUCAAAUCUAUGUCAAGCUACUUGAGUGACCUAAAUGAUGAAUGUACAGUACAAGAAAGAACGCACUUGAUAUUUCAAGCGGCGGAGUUUCUUGAACCAUAUUUUGGAAAUUUGAUUGUCUCCAUGUGUGAGCUGUUAUCAUUUGAUGGAAGUUUAGAUGGCUUCGCCGACGUCGAAGAAGAAGACAACAACGGUGAAAAAUUGCUGCUUUUGCCAACUGAUGAAAACAGUACAGCUCAAUAUGUGGUGGUUUUGAGUGGCUUGUGCAAUGGCGGAGCUAACGAGAAAAAUUCGAAGAAAGCAGAAAACACAACAAGAGUCUUGCCCCAUUUAGCAAAAUUAUUCACAACAUUACCACUGCAUUCGGGUGUUGUAAUGCGUUAUCUUUUCAGCAUUUACACUCUUUUCACAUUUGAAGAAUGGGUAGCUGCUCAUUUAGAGCCCCAGUUCCAAAAAAUUACCGACUCAAUCGUCAAAAUCUUCGACAGAUUGCAAUUCACUAAUGAUCGAGACGAUAUCAAGCGAUCAUCAUUUGCUAAACUUCUACAGUAUCACAAAAACUUAGGGUUGCCUCAAAUAAAUGAGCUAUGGAAGAACCAAGUUGGCCAACUUCGAAUCUCACUACAGAUCUUUUUAGAGACAAAGACCGAUGAUUUCAGUGAGUCUGAGUCCGAUGAGCUAUUCACGAACGUUUUUGAGAUGUACGUCAACAAGUUGGUACUUCUUGGUAAAAUUGUUCCGUUGGACAUCACUUCGGACUUCCUUCAGUUGUUUUUCGUUAAAAUUGUGGACAAGCUGCCGCAUGUUUUGAAUUCGUUACAGAAGGAAACCAUUAAAGAGAUAGACUUCAGAUUUAUAACCUUGGUUGUCACCUGGAAUCUGCAGCAAUGGUUUAACAUUCUACAGAAUAGCACUGACGCAAGUCCGCUCUCUAGGAGCGUACUUGAGACAGUCACGAACGUGAUAAAUCAACUGACUCAUAACUUAUCUAUCAUGGGAAGUUGUCAAACAAACGAACUGCAAACUCGUUUGCACAUUAAUUGGAAGUUCUGUGACACUCUUUGCGAUUGUUUGACAGCCUUCAAAAUGUUUGAGUUAAAUAUUCCUGACAGAGAUUAUGAUUGGCAACAGGCUAUGGUCCAAACUUACGCUAUAAAUGUCGGGUCAAAGCUGACACAGUCGUUUCUUGAUGUGUUUUUGUAUUUGGAAGGCUUACGCGCGAAAGAAUUAGGGGUUUAUUUGGACCGUUCUGAGGACGAGGAUGUAAAUCUAAACAGCAUCUCGGAUGAUACAAUCGAUAAUGUUGAGCAAGAACUAAUUGUAUAUGUGGUGAAGCUGAAAGGCCUGAUGAAUUUAGGACUUCUUGAUGCUAGUGGCAUCGAGAGCCGAAUCGCCAUGAACAAAGAUGUAUUAGGAGAGGAAUUUGUCUCGGUUGUUGAUGAUACGGCCUUCGGUUCUCAAUCAGCUCCCAAAAGACAAUUAGCAUCUGCAAAUCACGAGCAUCAAGUUUUCGACCAAAGUAUUCAAAGUGAUCAAGAAUCGGAUUUAGGUCAAGAACCUUCGGCUCACAACGACAGGCCGUCAUUAAAUGCUUCAGCUACCAUAUUGGAAGAGGCAGAACCUCGUGAACCUAGUUCCCAGUAUCUGUAA